AUGGACUCUUUUCCAUCAACCGGAACCUCCAAGUUUGUUGAACUACUGAGUCAACAAACUCUUUCCUUUGGUAACUAUGAAGAUAGUGUUGAACUAUCUUCAUCAGAAGUUCCAUUUCGAGGUAGUCUAGGAACCGAAGCUUCAAACUUUGAGGCUGGAGACACUCCUGCUGAGCGAAGAGAACGAAGGAAAUGGACACAAGCGGAUGAUAUUGUUCUGAUCAGCUCGUGGUUGAACACGAGCAAAGAUCCUGUCGUUGGCAACGAGCAAAGACCAUGCACGUUUUGGAAGAGAAUUGCUGCCUACUUUGCGGCAAGUCCUCAUGUUCCUGGCCGCGAGGUGAGAGAGUCAGGCCACUGCAAGCAGCGUUGGCACAAGAUCAAUGAUCUUGUGUGCAAGUUCUGUGGAGCCUACGAGGCUGCUAGUAGAGAAAAAAGCAGCGGGCAAAAUGAGAAUGAUGUUCUCAGGCAAGCUCAUCAAAUUUUCUUCAACAAUCAGAAGAAGAAAUUCACUUUGGAACACGCAUGGAGGGAGUUGCGCAACGACCAGAAGUGGUGCGACCUUGCUAAAAACGAUGGGAGCUCGAGGAAGAGGAAGGCUGAGGAUGGUCCAGAUUCAUCUACAUCUGAAGCAACUGCGAGCAAGCGUCCCCCCGGUGUCAAGGCCGCUAAGGCGAGUGGUAAGAAGACAGGGGUGGAGACAGUGGAUUUGAAUAAAUUUCAGAGUAUGUGGACAAUCAAACAACAGGCUUUGGCAGUGAAAGAACGGUUGUCUAAGAUGAGUUUGCUUGAUAGUCUUAUUGGAAAAAAGGAACCGUUGGCUGAGCAUGAAGAAAUCCUCAAGAGCAAGCUCAUCAAUGACUUGUUGUCUAGUUAG
This is a messenger RNA of Brassica oleracea var. oleracea, 876 nucleotides long. Its product is annotated as glutathione S-transferase T3-like. Bases 1 to 876 code for a protein of 291 amino acids. Lineage: Eukaryota; Viridiplantae; Streptophyta; Magnoliopsida; Brassicales; Brassicaceae. The transcript has a single exon. The record is from RefSeq and is a predicted model, not a curated record.